Saprolegnia parasitica CBS 223.65 is the source of this 184-nucleotide messenger RNA. RefSeq lists its product as hypothetical. The record is from RefSeq and is a predicted model, not a curated record. NCBI's taxonomy places the organism in Eukaryota, Oomycota, Saprolegniomycetes, Saprolegniales, Saprolegniaceae. The transcript has 2 exons. The annotation marks the transcript as partial.
AUGAAGGGCGCGACGCUCUGCGCGCUCGACAUGCUCGCCUCCCGGCGCAGUGCGUCGACGGUCUACGCCAUUCGCGACUGUCAAAUCUCCAAGAUGCCCCGCGUCAUCUUUGACUACAUUUUGCGCGUCUACCCCGACGUGCUGGCCCACGUGACGCGGGAAGUCGCGUACCGCUCCACGAAUG